CUGAUUUCCUUGAACUGUAACUCAGUAAAGUCUUUGAAAUUGUUGCGUUUAUAUUUUUGUCCAGUAGACAUCUGGUUUAAUUAACUAACCUCUUCUUUAUUUUACCACUUUCACUAAACGCCACAAGAGGUCGAAUUAGCUUGGUUGCUAUGCUACCUCCAGUGUCUAGUCGGUAGUCGAGACAACCCUACUACUUUUUUAGUCGUCUGGCAUUUCUUCAGAGGCGGCGCAUGAUGGGUUGUAUGCAAAACAUGAUGGAAAACAAAUCAUACCAUUGGAAAUGUAUAUGUAAACAACGGAGAGAGGGUAGCUUGUCGGUAUAGAGUCUGGCUUGACAUAAUUGUGCACAUUCUAAAACGAUGCAUUCUCUGUCAAUGGGGCAGGGCUGUAGCAGCUCAGGUGCCCCCUCUGGCUCGGUGGUUCAGGUGUGCUUCCCCAGCUCCCAGGCGUCUGUACUGGACAGCCUGAAUCGGCAGCGCGAGGAGGGCCAGCUCUGUGACCUCUCCAUCCAGGUCCAGGGGAAGGUGUUCAAGGCCCACCGCUGCGUGCUAGCUGCAUCCUCACCCUACUUUCACGACCAGGUGCUCUUGAAGAACAUGUCCACUGUCUCCAUCCCUGCCGUCAUGGACCCGCUGGCAUUCGAGAGCGUCCUGAGCUGCGCCUACACGGGCCAGCUGCGCAUGCUCCGCGAAGACAUCGUCAACUACCUCACCGUGGGCAGCGUGCUGCAGAUGUGGCACAUCGUGGACAAGUGCACAGAGCUCCUCAAAGAGGGGCGYGUGGUGGGUAGCGCAUCCCAGGGGGUCAUUGGGGGAGUGCAGGGGAACCCUGGAUGCAGUAGCAGUGAAAGCUCCCUAGGGGCUGGGAGUGCCCAAGCAGGUGGAAGCAACACCCAGGCAGCCCCUCACCCUCCCAGCCGUCCGUCCCUGAGUGAGAGCCAGUCUCCCAGCAGCACCAACUACUUCAGCCCCAGAGAUGUCAACUUCGGAGGGGGAGCAGCGGUAGCUGGAGCUGCAGGGCAGGAAGGCGUGAACGCCACUCCCAGCUACUGCACCCCUUCUGGGGCCGAGGAGGCCUUCCUGAUCGAAGAGGAGGAUGAAGAAGAGGAAGAAGAGCUCCUGUACCAUAGGAAGCAAGGGAGCAGCAGGAGGAAACGGACAACAUCUAUCUCGGACCAAGAGGUUGGAGUCAGCGACCGCUUCGGAGUGUCGUCCUACCAAGACGGGGACGCCUCCCCUCUCCAGAAGCGACCCACCUACAGCCAGCCCAGCAUCAUGCCCCGGAAGCAGUGGGUGGUGGUGAAGACGGAGGGAUCCCAGGAUGAUGACCUGAUUGUGGUGUCGGGGGAGGAAGGGCCAGAUGAGGAAGAGGAGAGAGAGUUGGAAAUGUUGAGGGAGAGGGAGAGGACGUUCAACAUAUCCAACGUCAGGACUCUGUCUGGAGAGCUGAGGAGCAGAGCGGACCAUGAGAUGGAGACACAGAUGGAUUACUGCCAGUCUUCUGAAGACUACCUCAAGUUUGACAGUGGUUUGAUGGACCAGACUCCCCCACAGCACCUUCAUGACAGCGCUGGUCAGAGUGGUGGCAGAGCCGUUUCUGCCCUACACGGCCAAGUCCAGUCUGCUGCUGCUGCUAGAGCUCAGCUCUUUCCCAUAGACAUGCAAGGCAACCAGAUCCUCAUGUACAGCCAAUCCUCUUUAGACUCCUCUCAACCCAUAGGAAUAGGAGGUGGUAUGGCUGGGGCACCAUUUAAAAGGCCAAACUUAGAGCAUGGAGCGGUCCAUUUGUCAGCACAGGGGGGUUUGGGCGGUGGCAUAGAUGGACUGGACGGGGGUGGUGGUGGCGGYGGUUCAGGGAAGGUGUUCAUGUGCCACUGUGGAAAGACCUUCACCCACAAGAGCAUGCGCGACCGCCACAUCAACAUGCACCUGGACCUGCGGCCCUUCAACUGCCCCGUCUGCGCCAAGAAGUUCAAGAUGAAGCACCACCUGACGGAGCACAUGAAGACCCACACGGGGCUCAAGCCCUACGACUGCCACGGCUGCGGCAAGAAGUUCAUGUGGCGCGACAGCUACAUGCGGCACCGCUCCCACUGCGAGGGGCGGAGCGGGGCGGCUGGCAGGAGUGAGGAUGGGGGAGGGUCCGACCGCACUGAUGGCGUCUCCCCUCAGCAUCUCCCCCUCUCGGCCAGCGAGGCCGGUCAAGAUGCCGUUGGUAGCAGGACUGGGAUCUCUGUCUUGUCGCCACAUCAUUCCAGUACAGGUAGCAGCAGCAAUGCCGUCUCGUGCCUGACCAUGGCCGGUGCAGGAGCGUGCUUAGGGGUCAACUCUCCAAGCGUGUUGCAGGAUCAAGGUUCUGUGUUUGGUCUGGGGGUCAGCCAAGGUGGGUGUGAGGAGGAAGUGUGUGAGGUUGGUGAUAAUGAUACUAGUGUCACUUGACCAAACGGGUGAACACCAUGUUAGUGUUUUAAGACAAGGGGGCUUUGGAGAGGUAUUCCAAUGACCUCUGGAAAGUGACCCUCUUGGAAAAUGGCUAGGGACCAUUGUACAGUUCAGUGUACUAUUACAUGUCAAGGUUAUUCUCUGUAUGACUGUUUUGUGGCACAUGCUGUGUCUAAGAAAACCAAAAAUCAAGAGACAAUGACUCCGCAACAACACUUUUGGCAAAAUCUAAACUAGAAAUAGAGGAAAGUUGCUGUUGUAAGUGAUGUGUUCUACAAUAUUCUAAGCUUUGUUCUGCCAGGGAAUGAGUGCAUUUCAAGUUAGUGUCUGUGAAGAAGAGCCUUGCAGUACUGUGGUCUUGUUUCACAGGAUGCCCUUCCACACGGGUGAUGUGUUCACUGUCCAAUUCCAGUGCUAUGGUACAGUAAAUAUAUCCUAUUAUAUCACUUACUAAUUGCUACCAUUAUGAUAGGUGCAAAACUAUACAGUGUAUAGUGUGUUUACAAGUCAUCAUUAAUAUUGAUCGUAGACAACAAAGCAUUAGUCUGACACUUGGGUUACUUACGGAUCAUUCCUUACUCAAACUGCCAAAUUCCAAUGCAUGCCUUGAGAGACAUUGAGUACUAUUAACAGUAGGCUGGCUCAACAAAGCUGUAUCCACCAGGAUUCUGUAUGUUUUUACCAGGGUUUUACCUUCUAUGAAGGUUGUGGCUAUGAUGUUUUUAUUCAGGAGAAAAACUUGUCUGGAGAAAGACUUGUUGCUUUUAGUCUUUGUGUGCUUAUCUGUUAAAUCAUGUGGUAGAAUGUCAUGAUUGCAGCAGUUGAGGAAAUUGCAUUUGAAGUGAGCUUAAACUAAGUGUAUAUAAUGAAAGAUAUUUAUGUUUAGAUUUAUCAAAUAGGGAAUAUUGAACUAUUUAACACUAAUUUAUAUACUUAAUUUGACUGCCUUACUAGAACAUAGUGGGUGUAGGAUCUGAAAAUAGACACCCUUGAUUAAAAAAAAUGACUGUAUAAAUGUAAAUACUGAGCUAUAUUGUAUGCAAAAGAAAAUUGGAAAUAUUAUUUUAUACAAAUACGAUUUCUCAGAGAAAGAUUUUGUCUUAGAAGUUUUUCUUCUCAGAAACAGAGGUAAAAUGAUUGACACCCCUUUUUUCAAUACCUCACCUUGUGAGGAUAACUGCAGGGAGACUUUUUCUAAAAUGUUUUUAGUUGUUGAACACUUUGGGAGGGAUUUUUAGAACAUUCCUCCAUACAAAACUAUUCCACAUCCUUGAUAUCCUUUGUCUGCGCUUAUGGACUGCUCUCUUCAAUUGGGUUUCAAAUCCAGAGACUGAGAGUUGAGCUUGACACAGUACCAGGACAUUUUGGCCAGGAGGAGGAAACUUCGCCGCAACUGGAUCUUCCAGUGAGACGAUAACCCCAAGUACACAUCAAAAUCCACAAAGAAAUGGUUAAUAGGCCAUUCAACAUUUUGCAAUGGCCAUCUGUCUCCAGACAGAAAAGGGCAGUCCAUAAACGCAGACUAAGGAUCUGGAAAGAUUCUGUAUGGAGGAAUGGUCUAAGAUCCCUCCCAAUGUGUUCUCCAAUCUCAUAAAACAUGUUUAAAAAGGCUCAAUGUCAUUAUCCUCACAAGAUGAGGUAUCAAAAACAGGGGUGURCAUUUUUACCCCUACCUUUUGAGGGGGAAAAAAUAUUACUAAACAAAAUGUAUUUCUCUUAGCAUUGUAUUAGUAUAUAAUAUAGCUCAGUAUUUGAAAUAUUUUAUACAGUCAUUUUUGCUCAUCAUUAUCAAGGGUGUCAAUUUCAAACCCCACUGUUUAUAGAGAUAAAGUGCUUUUGGUCAAUAGUGAGUUUCGUAUUGACUACAUCUUAAUACUCAAGUUGGCUGCUAUUUGUGAGAUUGAAAAGGAAUUCCAUGGACUGUUUCAAGACUUUACACUAUGGUUUCAAUAGAGGACUGUUCAAUAACUUGCCUAGCUGCAUUUCAUAGCAUUUACAUCACAUAAUCAAAGGAUUCAACUUCAUGUAACACCUUUUCAUCAGCUGAUCUUAAAGUCUGUACUAUUGUAUGACACUUAACAGACAGUAUCCAUUUGUCAUCUUUAUGGCAGGAUAAAUACCUUUUUUUCAUAAAGGGAAAAUUGUGAAGAAAAAUGUAGAAAGCUUGUUGCUACUGUACACUAGGUCUGAAAUAUACUGUUUAACUUCUGAAUAGUGCAUAUUUUGGGUUACAUAUUAUUUUAUAUUGAACACGAUUGUUGUUGUACAUGCGUGUGGAACCGGAGUUGUUGCAUAAUGCUCCGAUCACACCUACAGCGUCAUUGCGCAGGAUCGUCUGGAUGUGUGCAACAAAAGUUCAACAUUCACCUUCUAUGUCUGCCAAGCCUUCUACGCAAGGCAAACGCAGUGUUCCAUUGGAAAUUUAAUGUACUUCUGGUGUACCAAAACACAAUGACGCAGUCGGUGUGAGCGAGUCGCAAGUCUUUCUUAGACAUUGUUACUAUAGGCCAAGUACAUCAAUGUGAUCUUUAUCAAAAGGCUAAAUAAAAUAUCUGGUUCCAAUGUGUGAUCUAUGUUACCAAAAAAAACAUCA
Molecule: messenger RNA, 5034 nt
Organism: Salvelinus sp. IW2-2015
Lineage: Eukaryota; Metazoa; Chordata; Actinopteri; Salmoniformes; Salmonidae
Product: zinc finger and BTB domain-containing protein 22-like
Biological process (GO): regulation of transcription by RNA polymerase II
Molecular function (GO): DNA-binding transcription factor activity, RNA polymerase II-specific; protein binding; RNA polymerase II cis-regulatory region sequence-specific DNA binding
Source: RefSeq, a predicted model, not a curated record